Penicillium riverlandense is the source of this 1512-nucleotide messenger RNA. RefSeq lists its product as uncharacterized. The coding region runs from base 1 to 1512 and encodes 503 amino acids. Gene Ontology annotation, biological process: transmembrane transport. Gene Ontology annotation, molecular function: transmembrane transporter activity. The transcript is spliced from 6 exons. Gene Ontology annotation, cellular component: membrane. Lineage: Eukaryota; Fungi; Ascomycota; Eurotiomycetes; Eurotiales; Aspergillaceae. The record is from RefSeq and is a predicted model, not a curated record.
AUGGCAGAACAGAAAGGUGUCGUUCCUGUCGAGACACCGGGAGCAGAGAAGCAAGUUGUCUCCAAAGCCAUGGACGAGGCAGCAGAGUAUCUUGCUCACAGAGCUGGGUUUGCCCCCUUGUCUCCCGAAGAAGAGAAGAAGAUGAUACGCAAGAUGGAUUGGAUUCUGCUGCCAAUGCUCUUCAUGACCGCUACCUUGGGUGCCGUUGACAAGGUCGCUAUCAGUACGGCUGCCAUCUAUGGCCUCGAGAAAGAUCUCCAUCUUGUUGGCCAGCAGUAUUCAUGGGCUGGCUCCAUCCUAUCCCUUGGAGCCAUCGUUGGCAUGUGGCCGUCCACGUAUCUAGUCCACCGACUUCCCUCUGCUAAAUACCUGUCUGCAUGCUCGCUGGGCUGGUCAGCCAUGGCACUUCUCUUGCCUGCAUCUCGCAAUUGGAGCGGCUUGAUGGCUUUGAGGUUCUUCAUGGGUUGCUUGGAGGCGAUUAUUGUUCCAUCUAUUUCUCUUAUCAUUGCCGGGUUCUACAAGAAGUCAGAGCAGCCGCCUCGCAAUGCACUGGUGUUUGCGGCGGCAAGUUCCAUCAUUAACGGCUUCCUCUCGUGGGCGGUUGGUCACAUUCCAUCUACAGCAUCUCUUUCCAUCUGGCAAUACCUCUUUUUCAUUACCGGUUCUAUUUCGGCAAUUUGGUCCAUUAUAGCUUUGGUCUUCCUCCCAGACUCCCCCAUGAACGCCUUUUUCCUGACCGAAAGAGAGAAGUACCAUGCAGUCCAGCGCCUGGCCGAAAACAAAACUGGAAUUACAAACAGGCAAUGGAAGUGGGAUCAGGCCAUGGAGGCUGUCAUUGAUCCGAAGACAUGGAUUCUAUUCUUCUUCAACAUCGCCAUCAAUAUCCCCAACGGAGGACUCACAACUUUCAGCGGCAUUAUCAUCAACAACCUGGGCUUCUCACCAGUAAAUACCUCACUACUUAACAUGCCAACGGGCGUUAUGUCUACUCUGUCGGCAUUCUGCUUCUCCUGGCUUUCGGCUAAGUGGACCAACCGUCGCUGUUUUGUCACCAUGUUGGCAGCCGGUGUUCCCAUGGUUGGUGCAAUCCUGGUCUACAGUGUACCGCGAACCAAUUUGGGUGGUCAGAUGGUGGGCAUUUAUCUACUAUACACAUACUUCGGACCAUAUGUUGUCGGCAUCUCCAUGGCUCAGGCCAACACCGCGGGCAGUACAAAGAAGACUGUGCAGUAUUCUAUCCUCUAUAUUGGCUAUGCCGUCGGAAACCUCAUUGGGCCGCAGACGUUUCGAGCAAAUCAAGCCCCAGCAUACACGGGGGGGUUUGUUGCCAUGCUGGCUAGCUAUUGCGUCUGCAUCCUACUGAUGGCAGUCUACUGGUUCAUUGCGCACACGUUGAAUCGCCGACGCAGAGCUGGCCUUGACCCUGGAGAAGAGCAGGCGAAUGAAGAUUUGGUGGAUUCAUUUGCUGAUAAGACUGAUUUUCAGCAAAAUAAUUUCAAGUAUACAACGUAG